CAUUAAACCAGUGGUGCGAAACUAAAAGGGAAAAAGCUUUUGUUAACCUCCCUAAAGACAAGGAAUAUCAUUGAAACCCAUUUGAAAUAUUUUCUAUUUCGCACGCACAGGGAAGCCCAAUAGCGAGCGGAGGGAGGAGGAGGAGGAAGGCCUCGAGAUCCUGUCAGAUCGGAGCGGAACUGGAAGCGAAAAUUUCACAUUAUUGACUGAUUCUGCGUUAUGGGGAGGGAAGUUACAGGCAUACAUGUUGUGGACAGGAGGACGAAUGCUGUCCCAGCGGCCUCAAACGGUAGGCCUAAUGAUAAAGUACACAUUUCUCCCAAACUUGCGGCAGUUAAGGUUGAUUCAAAGGAUCACGAGGCAGAGGAAAGUACUGGAGCUAAUUCUCUUGUUGAGAAAAGUCAUGUAAAGAAUAAUGUUUUGGGUACUAAAAGCACAAACCAUGAUGGUGUCUUGCCUAAGGAGAAGAAUGAGAAAAACGAAAUACAGGGUAUCAAAAUGUUAAGUUCGCCUGCUACUAGAUCCACUUCUGUGGGAGAAGAUAAUACAAAACACUCUGAUUCACAGUUAUCUGAUCUGGCUGAUGAGAAGCAUGACUCGAACUCACGGUCUGUUGAAACUCUUGGUGUUUUGUCACCAAAUGCUGACAAUAUUCAUUCCCCCAGCUCAACAAAGAAUUCACAGCCUACUUCACCCCUUGCAUCAAGAAAGCUCUUGCAAUUUGAAGAUAAUAAGCACCGUGAUGAUGAGGAUGAUUGGUCUGUAGCUUCCUCUGCUACAUCUGGGCGCACUGCCAGAGCUAAGGUAACUGUGGGCACAGCCCCUACAUUUAGAUGCUCAGAACGGGCGGAGAAACGGAAGGAGUUCUAUACGAAGUUAGAGGAGAAACAUCGAGCUCUUGAAGAAGAAAGAGGCCAAUAUGAAGCAAGGCAGAGGGAAGAGAGAGAAGCAGCCCUCAAGCAAUUGAGAAAGUCCCUGGUGAUUAAAGCAAAUCCAGUACCAAGUUUCUACUAUGAGGGGCCUCCACCGAAAACUGAACUGAAAAAGCCGCCGCUGACUCGACCCAUAUCACCAAAGCUAAGCAGGAGGAAGAGUUGUGGUGAUGCUGUUACCUCAUCUCCGGAAGUUUGUACUCGUGCACAGCGUCACAGCAUUGGCAACUUUAAACAGGGAUGCAAUAGCACUCCUGUCACUAGGAAAGGCAAGGAGCAGGUCAUUGGACGUAACAGCAUUGGCAGUUGCAAAACCAAGGAACGACCAAAACUGGACAAGGAAACGAAAGCUGCUACUCCUAAAAUCUCGGACCAGACGAAUGCGGAUAUAUCUGUCCUGUCAUGAGCUUCCAUCAAGUCUUAUACUGACCUUCAGUUGAGAGGAAAGUAGCCUUCAUGUGGGAUUGUUUGCAAAAGAGAUGAACCUAUUUUCUUUUCACCCGGACUGACGUGUUAAACCGUUUAUGCUAACUUGAAUUGUAUAUGUUUUGUAAGUUAUAUUGGUGCAUAUCAUGUUGUAUGUAAAGAUAGAGUUAUGAUCUAAUACCGGACUAAAUGUGAUAUUCCGCAGUCUGUCCGCCUCUUCCCGCUGGUGAGAGGAUAAUUCUAUAAGAGAAAAUAUCUUAUUGCUUUC
Neltuma alba is the source of this 1626-nucleotide messenger RNA. Its product is annotated as protein WVD2-like 2. Gene Ontology annotation, molecular function: microtubule binding. Bases 220 to 1338 code for a protein of 372 amino acids. The transcript is spliced from 7 exons. NCBI's taxonomy places the organism in Eukaryota, Viridiplantae, Streptophyta, Magnoliopsida, Fabales, Fabaceae. The record is from RefSeq and is a predicted model, not a curated record. Gene Ontology annotation, biological process: microtubule cytoskeleton organization.